Messenger RNA from Mytilus trossulus (common blue mussel), 640 nucleotides. Its product is annotated as perlucin-like. The record is from RefSeq and is a predicted model, not a curated record. NCBI's taxonomy places the organism in Eukaryota, Metazoa, Mollusca, Bivalvia, Mytilida, Mytilidae. Gene Ontology annotation, molecular function: signaling receptor activity. The coding region runs from base 45 to 533 and encodes 162 amino acids. The transcript is spliced from 6 exons.
UAUAGGUAAACCGAAAAGGUGACAAUCUUUAGUUCCGAAUAAACAUGUCUAGUUUUGUUGUCUUAUUGAGUAUUCAAGCAUUGUUCGUGUUUAGGGCAUCGGCUAUCAAUUGCCAACCUGGCUGGGAUCAUCAUGACAACUCGUGUUAUCUGUUUAGUAAAGACACAGCAACUUGGGAAGCUGCAAGGGAUAUAUGUCAGAGCGUAUCUUCAUCUCUUGUGGCGAUAGAAUCACAAUCAGAGGAAGCUUUCAUAGAGGCACGUCUUCAUCACGAGUUCGCAAGUUUUAUGUUCUGGCUGGGAGGUACAGAUCAGUUUGACAACGGCACAGAAUGGUUCUGGGUGAUGACAGAACAGAAUAUAAAUGCGGGAUAUACAGAUUGGCAUCCUACAGAACCAGAUCAUCCUGGAAAACAACACUGUCUAGCAAUGAGAAAAGAUUUUAAUUACAAAUGGACUGAUGACUAUUGUACUGGAAACCAUGGAUACAUUUGUGAAUCAAACACCGAAACCGGUGGGACUAUUAUUGGAUAAACCACAACUAUCUAAUGACCCCAAAUAAAACGAAACAAAUUGAAAAGAACUGUGUUGUUUAAUUUUAACAUGAACAGAGAAAUGCAUGAUUUGCAACAGACAAUUUU